Molecule: messenger RNA, 1666 nt
Organism: Polypterus senegalus (gray bichir)
Lineage: Eukaryota; Metazoa; Chordata; Cladistia; Polypteriformes; Polypteridae
Gene: epm2a
Product: EPM2A glucan phosphatase, laforin
Exons: 5
Coding region: 523-1476 (317 amino acids)
Biological process (GO): protein dephosphorylation
Cellular component (GO): cytoplasm; nucleus
Molecular function (GO): starch binding; protein tyrosine/serine/threonine phosphatase activity; protein tyrosine phosphatase activity
Source: RefSeq, a predicted model, not a curated record
UGAACACUGGUGUCGUCUAAUGUGGUUAUUUAUCCUCAUUCACAGACACUUUGCGGCUUUAUGUGACUUAAAACAGGCCGGCAGUCCCAGAAGAGGGAAAGUGUGCGUGACAAGCUCCUGCACGAGUGGCCGUAAGAAAGCCGGCUUAGCUUUGCCCGGCUGUCCCCCUCUCCUGCUCCGGCAUGGUUCGUAGCCCUGGGUUUAUCAUGUGUUACUAUUAAUAGCUACGAGAAGUCUCUAGAAGAAACGUUAAGUGGUACACGCCUCCGUUUUUUUUUAUUAAUAAAACACUCCUAUAUUUGGGGUAGCAGACACAUCGCUGUUCUUUUUGGAAAACGUCUUUUUUAAGUGAGAAAGACACAGGGGGAGUGGACGGUUGUUGAGGCUGUCAAGAAGACAAACUGCUCGACCGGGAGCCACUUGUCAUCCAGAGGCGUUUGCUUUCGUCAGGAGCCCAAACGGCACAUUAUUAUUAUUAUUUUAAUUAAUUUGAAUAUUUACCAUUAGGUUCCUGUCCGCAUAAUGCUCUUCAGGUUUGGCGUCAUUUUAACCCCGGAAAUUCGCGACACUCAGGUGUUCGUGGUGGGCUCGAGGCCGGAGAUGGGUCAGUGGGACGGCGAGAAGGCCGUGUUGAUGAAGCCGGCGCAGGCGGCCCUCUCAUCCCGCGAACCAGCACUGUGGAUCGGGGAAGUACUGCUACGGGAGCCCGUCACGGAGCCCUUCUGGUUCAAGUACGUCAAGCGCUGCGGCGGCACCCUCACCUGGGAAGGCAAUGGACCUCAUCAUGACAGAUGCUGCACUUACAAUGAGUGCAAUGUGGUGGACGGUGUUUACUGUCAUCCAAUUGGACACUGGAUUGAAAUGACAGGCUACACCAAUGAGAUGAAGCACACUACAGAUUUUUAUUUUAACAUCGCAGACUAUCAAGCCAUGCACUUUUCAAGGAUUCUGCCUAGAAUCUGGCUUGGUAGUUGCCCACGUCAGAUGGAACAUGUGACAAUAAAAAUGAAACAUGAGCUUGGAAUCACUGCCGUGAUGAAUUUUCAGACUGAAUGGGAUAUUGUGCAAAAUUCGUCUGGUUGUAGACGCAAAAAGACAGAACCCAUGUGUCCAGAGACCAUGAUGGAGUUAUACAAAGAUUAUGGCCUUGUUUAUGUGUGGAUUCCAACACCAGAUAUGAGUACAGAAGGUAGGACCCGAAUGCUACCUCAGGCUGUGUUCCUUCUUCAUGGGCUCCUAGAAAAUGGCCACACCAUCUAUGUUCACUGCAAUGCAGGUGUUGGCAGGUCAACAGCAGCAGUCUGUGGAUUCCUCAUGUAUAUCUUUGGAUGGAGCCUUAGAAAGACGCAGUAUUUCGUCUGUGCUAAGAGGCCAGCGGUUUAUAUUGAUGAGGAAGCCCUUAUUCACGCACAAGAUGACUUCUAUCAAAAGUUUGGCCACCUUCGUUCAUCUGUUAGCAUUGGUCCACAAGAUUAAAUGAAGAAGAGAACAACGUUGCAAGGCAUCUUAUCAUCAAAUAAAACCUAAUGCAAAGCAAAGGAAAAUUCAACUGGCUCUAUUGUCAUACCAUCCAUACUUAGUAUUGCAGCAUACAGCGGCACAAAAUAGCAUUUACCAGGUCCACGGUACAACAAAUAUAUAUAAAUGGAGGACAAGCACAAGACAG